This is a messenger RNA of Epinephelus fuscoguttatus (brown-marbled grouper), 3611 nucleotides long. It is a transcript of the gene tspy, whose product is annotated as testis specific protein Y-linked. Gene Ontology annotation, cellular component: nucleus; chromatin. The record is from RefSeq and is a predicted model, not a curated record. Gene Ontology annotation, biological process: nucleosome assembly. The transcript is spliced from 7 exons. Gene Ontology annotation, molecular function: chromatin binding; histone binding. The coding region runs from base 456 to 2210 and encodes 584 amino acids. NCBI's taxonomy places the organism in Eukaryota, Metazoa, Chordata, Actinopteri, Perciformes, Serranidae.
CGGCGUGCCGUAACCAAUCAGAGGAUUGUUUUUCUCUCACGUCGGUGCACGGAUAGUAAGCUAACGGAUAUUGCAAACAUAAACUAAUAUAAAGAGUUCGUGUUGUUUCUGAAGGCGGUAUAGCACGGGAAGGUUUGUACACUUGGAGUUAGUCUUUUUUGCUGGGCUUUUAUUCGGGAGAAUGUGGAGCGGCCAUUACAGCGAGGACACGCGCAUUGGGUAACGUGAGCUAACGAGCGUUAGCAAUAGCCUGCUAAUUUUCAACGUUCCGCAAGGCCGCGGAGAAACACAAGAGCUGCUUCCUGUUCUUGCCCCAUUGAGAAUGUAGGUUACGUUACGAUUCGCGUUACAAAAUCACACCGAUUGCCUCAGUAGCUAUUUCAGUUUUGUUCAGUUUGUUUUAGUCGUGCUUGCAGGCUAACCAAGCUUGUUAGCUAUUCUGCUAGCUAGCUAGCAUGAGUGAACUGACGGGCUGCAAACAGUCCGCUGACUCUGCAUCGAGGAAACGGUGUCCAUCACCCGACCAUAAUGAAAGCAAUAAGAUCCCCUGCAAGUCCGCGAAAGUAAGUGACGCAUCAAAUGAAGCGGGGCUCACUUCAGAAAGUUGCAGGAACAGUGAAGCACAGAGUAAAGAAAUAGCCGGGAGCGAGGGCCAGUCAAGAGCUAGUGAGGGAGCUGCAGCUGCCGUGCAAGCGGAUCAGGGUUCAGACAGAACAGAUGGCACCAGUGCACUGCCUGUCAACAACUCCAGUGCUGACGGUCACGGUACCAGCAACACAGAAAAGCCACAGUCCUCAGACGCACAUGGGUCUGCACAGGCAAGGGGGGAUACAGAGAAGACAGAGGGAGCAAAGCAGCGUCCUUCAGCUUCUCUGGACCAAACCGACUCAGCAGCCAUAGCAGCUGCUGAAGCGCUUGCCAGUCUCACAGGAGGAGACGGGGAAGACAGUCAAGAGACUCCAUGCUCAUCUGAAAAGGCCAAACAGGUGAAACUGGGGAGCAAAUUCAAGCAACGCGGGGGCCACCAGUCCUCAAGGACGGGCUCUAAAACUCAGGCAGCUGCUGCAGACAGCUCCACAUCUGUGCAUAGUACUGACAGAGAGGAUGCAGAUGAGAUGCCAGAGGCAGACGAAGGUGAUGAAUCCAUAUCUGGAUCGUCCUCCACUCCGAGCUCCUCUUUCCCAUCAGACAAUGAGGACAAUGACGAUGGGGAGUGUGCCAUUGUGUCAGUUAAGAUGGCCCCAGAGAUGAGACAGUCGGUGGCUCUCCUGGCGCAGGUACAGAUGAGGCUGGAAGCUCUUGAGAAGAAAAGCGCCCGGCUUCACCAACGGCUGGAGCUGAAGAUCAGUCGUCAGCGGCGCCCACAUCUGGAUCAGCGCAGCUCCAUCACAAAAACCAUCCCUGGCUUCUGGGUGACGGCUCUGUUGAACCAUCCUCAUCUCUCAGCUCACAUUGAUGAGACUGAUGAAGAUGCUCUUAGUUACAUGACUGAUCUCGAGGUAGGAAGUGUUUGUGUACUUAAUAAGUUUGGCUCUUGUAAAUGCCCUGCAGCAGAGUUCAGACAUUUCCUGUUGUCUUUUCAGAUUGAGUCCUUCAAGAAUAAUAAACUAGGCUACAGGAUCCGCUUCCACUUCCGACGGAACCCGUACUUCCAGAAUAACAUCAUCAUGAAGGAGCUGCACCUCGGGAUGGGAGGAUCUCCCAUGUCGUUCUCCAAUCCCAUCCUGUGGCACCGUGGACAGAACCUGACGGCCCACAGUGAACCCAGGAAGUCGUCGCGUGGCGUCUACCAGACCUUCUUCAGCUGGUUCAGUGACCAUAGCAACCCAGGACAAGAUGAUGUAGCACUGAUACUUAAGGACGACCUGUACAGGGACCCUCUGAGAUACUACCUCACUCCACUCUGGGAACCGAGAGAGAACGGCAGUGGUGGCAGCGGGGCCAGAGCUGCUGACAACGGUAAUGGAGAUGAGUGCGUAGUGAUCUCCGACUCAGAUGAUGAGCCCGGCGAGGAAGCUGGUGAAGCUGAACAAGGUCACAGUAGGGAGGAGGAAGAGGAAGAUGAAGAGGAGGAGGAAGAAGAAGAGGAAGAAGAAGAAGAGGAGAGGGGGCCAAGUGCUGAUGAGAGUCCAGAGGAGAAGGACGAUGGUGGUGGAGAAAUUGUGAUUGACGGCUCUGAUGACAGUGAGCAGGAAGAGGAGGAGGCCUGAAAAGACAGAAGGAAGAAGGAAGAGGUGGGGUGUGUGUCGAAGAGGGCGGGUCAUCAAGGGACCAGAGACGAGGAAGAUGAGGAGGACGCCAAGAUGAUGAUGAUGAAAACCAGAGCAAUGUCAUUUUUAUGCACAGAAUAUCAGUUUUUGUUGUUUUAUACCUAAAAUACAUGGAAGCAUUUUAAAUCAGGGUUAACUGUAAUAAUAAAGCCAAGGCAGCAUGGUUUCCCCUCUAUUUUGUACACUCAGUACUGUGUAUUCUGAUUCACUUUUUGCAAAAACGUUCUUUUCUAAACCGGUUCUUUGCCAGUCAGUUCAUACAAGUAGUGUUCUUCUAUGUGAGGAGGAGCAUCGUACACACACGCCUGCACACAUGUAGGUGAGAUCUUGAUUGCCGCUUGUUGUCGGCAUGAAAUUUGCAUUGCAGAUUCUUCUUUAAAAAAAAAUCUUCCAGUGGCAUUAUUUAGUGGUCAUUUAAAGGCAAAGUUUUUAGAUUUGACGUCACAAGAUAAAUUGAUAAUAAAGGCAGUACGUGUCAGAUGCACUGAGUACUGAACCAAAAUUUGUUCUCAGGGAUGAUCAUGGUGAUAGUUUUAUCGAAAGAACCUUGCUGAUUUUCAGACAUUUACACUCUCUGGUGAUUGUUGGCUGUGUAUAAGGAAACGUGUACUCUACUGUAGUAAAUAGGAACAAAUAUUGUUUUAAUAUGCUACCUGUGUUUCUCCUUCUUCAUCUACAUGUUCGGUCUUGUUGAACACCAACCUUCACCCCCUGUUAACAACCUGUAAACCAGCUCUGAUGUUUAAAGUCAUAGCGUAGUUUGACCAACGUUUCUGUGGAUUUUUUUCCCCCUUAGAAUUUAACUUUAUUUGAUUUUUUGCUUUCUAAAACAUUUAAGAUUUGUUUCCAUGUAAUGUGUUUUAAGGUUUGUGUUAUCUGCUUUUUUUUUUUAAAAAAAGUUGGUAUUUAUUAUGUUUUUCUACACGUCCACAUUAAGGCAUGCCCGUGAGCAUGAACUGUAAGACAGGAUGAAUACAUUAAGGCUUUUUCUGUGCACAGUGUCGGUAAAUGUCAUUAAAACUUCACAGCAACAUUAUGGGGUGCACUGUAACAAAACUAGUAUUUGUAUUCGCUUACUUUUCUUAGCAAUGACCUGUAAAUAAUAUUUCAGCAUUGUCUUUUGGAUGAGACAAGUACACGUGUUUAAUCCAUGGAUGACUUUAUCAAAUAAUCUGGAGUUUUUUCAUAAACAUGAUCAGAAAGUUAUAUUUUGUGUGCUGUGUUUUAUAGAACACUGUAGUUUAAAGAUACCUAAUUGUUUGUUGCUUUGGUUAAUUUUGUUUGCUUAACGAUAAAUGUCCACCUUUUGAAUCAGACCUAAUAAAAUAGGCAGUUGUUUCA